UCUCCUUAGGAGUAACAGAACAGUGCCCCUAUAUUUGCCUAUUUGGUACCUGUUCGUAGUUCUAGCUUACCGACUCUCUAUUUUCCAUCCAUUUUUUGCGGUUAUUUUACCUCUCUUUAUUCUGCCUCUAGAGAUGGUGCAACAAAAAGUGGUUCUCAAAAUUCUGGCCAUGAAUGAUGAGAAGACCAAGCAGAAAGCAAUAGAAGCUGCAGCUGAUAUCUAUGGCAUCGACUCAAUAGCUGCGGAUCUGAAGGAGCAGAAGAUGACCAUCAUCGGAGAAAUGGAUACGGUGGCAAUCGCGAAAAAGCUGAAGAAAAUAGGGAAAAUUGAUAUACUCUCAGUCGGACCAGCUAAAGAAGAGAAGAAGGAUGACAAGAAGGAUGACAAGAAGGAUGCCAAGAAGUAGUAUACUCAAUCCUGCAUGCCGAAGUGAGGACUUGAACAAUUAGUUCUGUUUGUAGUUUGACCCUCUCUGCUCAUAUAACCAUUAUCGACUUUGCUUUAGCAUUGUGUAAUAGAUAUUGGUUGCAGCUCCUAAUGAAUUUGAAAUUUCCUCAGAAAGAACAAGAUGAAUACUGAAAUAUAUGCUUCAUUUUUACCGUAUAAUA
This is a messenger RNA of Asparagus officinalis (garden asparagus), 608 nucleotides long. RefSeq names its product heavy metal-associated isoprenylated plant protein 39-like. NCBI's taxonomy places the organism in Eukaryota, Viridiplantae, Streptophyta, Magnoliopsida, Asparagales, Asparagaceae. Bases 134 to 406 code for a protein of 90 amino acids. The record is from RefSeq and is a predicted model, not a curated record. The transcript is spliced from 3 exons. Gene Ontology annotation, molecular function: metal ion binding.